Messenger RNA from Chelonoidis abingdonii (Abingdon island giant tortoise), 2975 nucleotides. It is a transcript of the gene MEIOC, whose product is annotated as meiosis specific with coiled-coil domain. The record is from RefSeq and is a predicted model, not a curated record. Gene Ontology annotation, biological process: mRNA stabilization; male meiosis I; female meiosis I. Lineage: Eukaryota; Metazoa; Chordata; Testudines; Testudinidae. Gene Ontology annotation, cellular component: nucleus; cytoplasm.
GUUACAUUCAGAGGCACCAAUCGCUGUUGGAGUAGCGCAGAAACCAGUGGAAGGCUAACUGAUGUAUUCAAUAGUGUUAUCAUGACAGGUUCCAGCUCAUUCUAUGAUUGCUACAAAUUACAGAAUGAAGACAAUGUAGACCUAAAUCAAACAUACAGUUCUUCACUUUCUACAUCAUCAGAAUAUUCAACUUCUGUUGACUCUUCUCUCUUAUAUGCACCAUGGUCUACAUAUGGAGAUGAUAUUAAACAAUCUGCUGUUUCUCAGAUUAGUGUAAAGAACAGGAUUCAAACUGAAAGAAAUGACUAUGGCAGUGAAACAGACUUAUAUGGACUUGUCUCUAACAUCUUGGAAGAACAAGAUAAAUCACAGCCAUAUUUUGCUGAGGGGACCUGCUCCUCAAAUUUAAAGUCAGUAUGGCCUGUGAACACAACCAGAUUUGCAGACCACCAUGACCUGUUGUUGGAAUCAAAAAGGCCUGUAGUUGCAGCUACCUCUCAACAGGUUUUUUAUACUGGUGAAUCCAUAUCUGCUGCUGAAAAACCAUGCUUGCACAGUGGCAAUCAAGCAUCACAACAGAAAAUAAAUGAACUUUAUCAUGGAUUUACUAGCAUGGACCUUGAAGAGCAAUGGUUGUACCCUUCUAGGAAUGAUCAUGCAAGCUGUUACAACAUGCAGACCAAUGAGAAUGCUAAAACACCUCCAUUACAAAGCUAUUCAUAUAUCAAAAACUCUUUUAUACCACAAACUGGUUUUUCAGAUGUAAUAAAAGAAUCAGGAGCAGAUACUUAUUCAUAUGGAAGAGAUAAAGUGUGCGCCAAAGGGCCUGAAGUGCAGUUACAACAAAAGCGGGCAGAAAUGUUUCUUCCACAGUUUAACAGAUACAGUGAAAAUGCAGAUUAUUGUAGAUACCCAGAAUAUUCUCAUCCCAGUAAAGCAAAGCAUAAUAAGAGUACAAACUUCAGUGUCCAAGAUAGUAAAAAAUUAACAAAUGGAAUACCUGAAGUACCAGGUGUGGAGACAGAUACCUACACUAAAUUAUUUCAAGUUAAACCAGCAAUUCAGAAAAAAAUUGAAGAUACAAUUCCAGAUCAGCAGAACUUUACAUUUUCUAAAACUACAGGACUCUUGUCAGAAAACCAGUUUGCAAAUGAACCUUCAUUUACCACUGACUUUGGGUUAAAAUCUGAGUAUGGACUAAAAUCUCAUGCAGCUUGUCCAGGAAGUAGUGAUUUUGCAAAUGCCACAGAAAAACAACUAUUUUCAAAAUCUGAUCCCCAGAAUUCUGAAUAUUUUAAAUCACUGACCUUAUUAUCAAACUCAGCAACCACUUCAGCAGGCACUAGUGUGAGGCCAACUUGGAUGAAUAUUCAAACUAAAAACAAUACUUCUGUCCUGUACCAGAAUCCAAGCACCUUGAUGAAGUUGAGUAACCAUCUGUCUGCUACUCCAAAAGGUUCCAAUAAUUCUAAUGAUUUUUCUCAAUUGUCAUCUUCAAAUUUAACUUUAAAUAGUAACUUGUUUCAGAAAUUCUGCCAAGAAAAUCCUUCAGCAUUUUCUAGUUUUGAUUUCGGUUAUAAUACUGCAGAACGAAUUCAGCCUGCUAAUCGUGUGGAAGGACUAACUAAGGUUGGAGACGAGAGUCUCUUUGAACCAGUUACUGAUAAAAAAAUUAAGCAGUCAAAUGGUUUUUGUGAGAACUAUUCAGCUCAAUAUGGGAUCACUGAAACUUUGAACAAACACAACUUCCAAGCUAAGCCACAAAGUGGACAUUAUGAUCCUGAGGAAGGACAAAAACAUCUAGAUGUAUUGCCACAGAACACAUACCAGGAUCUGUUGGAGUCUCACGGUCACUUUAAUAGCCACAGACAGGGAGGUGGAGACAGCAAUAUUGUCAAUAGCCGUGUAAAUCGCCCACAGGCUUCCUGCUUUUCAAACAAUUAUAUGAUGGGUGAUUUAAGACACAAUCAUAACUUUCAGCAACUUGGUUCUAAUAGGUUUCCCUUGCGAUCCACCCAUCCAUUUGGCCAUUCAGUUGUUCCCCCGAUGGAUUCCUAUGAUUUGUUUUCUUACGAUGAUUUAAGUAAUUUAUAUCCUUAUUUUAAUGAUAUGAUGUAUGGUGAUGGUUCUUUCUCUGGUUUUGUACCAACAUUUGGCUUUCAAAGACCAAUUAAAACUCGUAGUGGGCCUGCCAGUGAACUUCAUAUUAGACUGGAAGAAUGUUAUGAACAAUGGAGAGCAUUGGAGAAGGAAAGAAAAAAGACUGAAUCUGCUCUUGCCAAGAACUACCCAGGGAAAAAGGUUUCCAGUACUAACAACACUCCAAUUCCAAGGUUGACCUCAAACCCAUCAAGAGUUGAUCGCUUAAUUGUGGAUCAGCUACGUGAACAAGCCAGAGUCGUGACUUUACUUGGAAAAAUGGAACGUCUUCGCAGUUCUCCCCUUCAUGCUAAUAUCUCCACUGCUCUUGAUAAACAUCUGGAGGUAAUUCAUAUAGUGCAGUCACGUAGAAAGGAUGAAAUUGUAAAUGCUUCAAAUCGGCAAAGGCAAGGAGCUCCAAGAUGCCAAGAUGACAGAGAUGUUUUUGCCCUUGCUUUGGCAAUUAAAGAGAUGAGUGUAGCAACACGCAAAGCACGUACUACCCUUUGGUGUGCACUUCAGAUGACCCUACCAAAAACUACCACUAUAGCUGCACAAGUAGAUGUGGAGAAAGCUUUUCAGGAGAUGGUACAGUCUGAAGAUAAAGCAUGUGAAAAUGUGAACAGCAGCAACCUCUUGAAUCAGAGAGGUGAAACAAACAAACAAACACUAAUGAAGUGUUAACCCAUGCAAGAGUAAAAUUUGCAGUGUGGGUUUGGCAAGACACAGUGUAAAUGAACUCUUAAAGCUUGAGAAAUUAAUUGAUUUUUCUUCCAAAUUUAAAGUUAAUACCUGAAUGAAGCAAGUUCAGCUUCUCCAAAAAAAAAAAAAAAAAA